AUGGCCAACAGCGGCAGUUGGAAGCGAAUGAAGAGGGUGUUUUUUCCGUGGGGAAAGAAAAAUCGCAACCAACCACCGCCACCACCACCGCCAUCAUUCGACGAACUCACCUCCUCGCCAGGUAUCCAAUGUUUUAGUUUUAAUUUUAACAAAACGAGGUGUUCAAUCUUGCUUUUAGGCUUUUCAGUUUGCUUUUAACAUUACAUAAUUUAACCAGAGGACCGAAUUUAUUAGUAUGAAAAACUAGUGGUCAACCUUUCAAGCGUGAUCUAUAAAUCCAAGCGUUUACUUUGCACAAUGUGUCAAAAAAAACCAUCAUUUUCAAAAUCGCCGGGAGCAAGUACUAGUAUAAAAAUUGAUGUUCAAGACAUUAUGUAUUUGACUGACGAUUAGAUAAAAAAAAAAUUCAUGGGUUUCAAGUAGCAAAAUAGGCACUUUUUUAACAAAAAUAAAUAUUCAUUGGUGGGAAUUAAGAGUCGGGAAACUUUACCGAUUUCGCGUUGAAAUCAUUACUUGUCUUCAAUUGAAGUUCUGGAGUAAAGUAUUCGCUCAUAAAACGACAGAGCGACCAUUGAUCAUGAUAUCAAUAUCUGCGCACAUUAUAACAGUGCACAAAAGGAAAACAAGAAUAAAAUCUGUUUUCCUUUCUGGUGGUUAAAAUUUUUCCUGGUAUUAUUCGUUAACUUGUAGGGUACUAGUUUUAUCCUCUUCGAUUCCUGCCAAUUCACCUGUUGUAUAAUAUUAUUGUGCGAAUGCAUGCAAAAUAGACACUGUUGACCAUGCAAAGAUUGGCGGUUCCGUAAUUUGCGAGGCGAUUUUUUAAUUUUACUAUUCAGAUAUUUCUUUUGUUGUUACAAGCAGACAGGCUUAUUUUGUCUUCGCCAUAAGCUUGUGCUUUUUCUGUAAAUAUUAUUGAAAAAAAUUAUGUAUAUGGCAAUUUGUCGUUGUAACAAUUAAAAGUGAAAAGUAGCCAAAAUGAAAAAAGCUAACAAAAAAAAAAAAACUUUAUUUCUAGCGGGCUUUGCUCUUUUCGUUCAUAUCUGAAACGCUGUAUGGCGCUCCGGACUGACUCAGUCGCCUGAGUUAAUAUUUAGUACUCCAUAAAAAAGCAAAAUUGUAUUAAAGGAUCCACGCGAAUAAAGAUCUCGUCUAAGAAAGCCACGGCGCCGUGCCGGUGUUAACCCGUUAGUCGCGGAAAAUUUAAGAACUUAAUCUGCUUUUAGGUAUAGUGCAUGGACUCUGUUUUGAGGAAAUAAAAGAAAACAACAUAACAAUAAAAAAAAAGUUAUUUCUGGUAUCAAAAUACGGUAACAUUCGCCUGGAAAAAAGGUAAUCGCCGAAGACUUUUUGCCAAGACUUCUUUUUCAGUUGGAUUUAACACAACCAGGAUGAUAAAUGUUUUUAUCAGCCAAGCUGUCAGGUGUCGAUGAAUAUGUCAAGCUUUUAACAGGCAGAAAGAGCCCUUGCUCACAAUUAAUUUUAAAGAAUAGAAUUGUUUUUCUUUUCCCUUACAGAAUUCAUUUACGAGUAAUUCUUGCGUGACCGUUUCGUUUUUGGUAUUGAUUUUGCAGUAGUUUUAAUACUAAGGGUGCCGUUUCUUUACUAAAAGAUUGGAUCAAAAAUCCGGAUCAAUAGGAUUUUGUCGUUGAGAAAAGAAACAAUGUAUCCAAAGCGAUCAUUAUUCAUUCAUUUCCGUAGAAACAACCCACAAUAUCGACGGUAUCCCGGAGAAAGAAUAUCACGGCUGCUGGCAAUGUUGGAAGUUUACAACUUUCAUUGUGUUCUGGACAGUUAGCCUUAGGGCACUGCUUUUAAUAGACGGGCCAAAUGAGGACGAGUCUUGAAAUAAGAUAUACAUUGGAAAGUAAAGUCUUGCAAGACAACCCUAGAAGUUGUGUAGCACUUUUGCCCUUGUGAACUAGAACAAUGCAGGUCCUGUUUGUACCACCCCGAUAAAACGGAUAAAAUCGAUCGAUCGAUUUAAUAGGCCAUUUCCACUAAGAGGUCAUGUGACAUCGCUUUUAUGAAAAUGAAAGUUAUAUGAUUUUGCCCUCGAAAAACGAUUAGUGGGUCAUAUCUUAAACAAAAUAAUAGUGAUUUGGUUUUUCAAACCAGCACCAUUUUCUUAAAAUGAGUCAGUUCGUAGCUGGUCACGUGACCAAAAUGUGACUUUUAUAUUAUAAAUUAACUUUUUCUGAACACAAAUUUUGCUCUUAAACUUCAAGGAAAAUGUUGAAAAUAUGAUGUGGUAACGUUUACAGCACAUCUAAGCAUAACCAUCGAACGUUUUAAAACAAGAUAUAAGAAAAAAGUAGUUUUAGCCGGGCAUACUCUUGCCCUCCAACAUGGCGGCUAAUACAAAUCAUACUACUUUGUUGAAAAAUCGAAGUGCCGUAAAAUAUCUCCCUUAAAUGUGUAUCCUCUCAAAUUUCGGGUGUAGGAUAAUUUUUAUGGGCUCUGUCAAUUUUUGGCAUCAGCAAGAUUGUUGAAAGGAAGCAUUGGUCACGUGACCUCUAAGUGCAAGUGGCCUAUUGUCAAAUAGCUGAUUAGUACGUAUUAAGAUUCACUCUUUUUGGCGUAGUAAAGAAACGCUUAAGUAUCCGGUUUUGGAUAUGAUCUUAAGAAACCAAUUCCGUUGUCGAUCAUUUGGUUCAAUAAGCCGUUUUUGGGUUAAAAAUCCGGAUUUGGAUUUUAGUAAAGAAACGCACCCUAAAUACGUUAUAUAAAUUUGGCUAUUUUGCUUGUGACCGUUGAGCCAUAUAUAAUGCAUAGAAAUUUUUUGGAGGAAAGCGUUUUUAAAGUUUUAAGUUUUUAAACUUGGGACUUAAUAAGGCCAUCCCAAUAAAAUGUUUCGUUUCCCAUCGCCCCGUCUCUUGUGAUGGUGGGUUGAUCAGUUGGUCGGGCAAAAAAACAAAGGAUGAACACUUGGAGGGAUCUGGGUUCCAGAGAAGGCCGGGAUGCUAAUUAAGAGAGCCUGGUUACAAAGUCAACUCUUUUCGACUAUCAAACGUCUAAACAGCCUUUCAAAAACGUAGUAUCGAUGUUAAUUAAAGACAAGGACAUCACAUCAUACCAAUUGUUGUUAAUAAGAUCGUGUGCUUGUAAAUUAAAGUACUUGCUUCUUUGACUAGUGAAUCUGGCAUUUUUUUUACUUUUCGAAAAAAAUGGGUUGGUUGGGCGAUGGGAAACGAAGUGAUGUUAUUCGGAUGGCUUAAGCAAAAUUUUGACAAAACUUACAGAUCUUGCAGAAUGUUCUCUUCGAUAAUCCAAUAGAAAUUGAAUGAAAAAUUGAAUGCAUGUUUUUUUUUUCAGCUCAUAUCGAUAAUACACAUCUGUUUAUAUAUUUCUAAAUUUAGAAAUAUUUUCUAAUUUGGGAUGAUCAAUCUGUUGCAGUCAACAUUAUUAUUUUGAAUUAUCGAUUAUUCGGUUAUGAAAAUUCAUUGUUAUAUGCCAAUUUUUAAGAUAACGUUUGUGCUGUUAUGUCCCCGUUUACUGAAAAUUAAAUGCAUGGCAACUUAAACACUGAGAAAUAAGUAGUUAUCUGAUUAAAAUAGGCCAGGGCCUCCUCUAAGAGAAGUUUAUUUGAUGCAGGGAGGAAUCAAACGCGAAAAGAUUCCCCAAGGAGAAGAACUGUCAGUUAUAUUUCACUGCACCGUCUAUAGCGAUGAUUUUAGCACGUUUAGUUACUUCUAAAGAGAAAAAGACGUAAGAAACCUUGGUAAGAGCAGCAGAGAUUCGAAACCCCCAAGAAAUCCUAGAAAUCUUGAAGUCUUUAAGCGGAGGAGAAGGCCUGCGCAUCUAUUACCAUCGAAAAUAUCGCGGCUUUUUUGCAAUUAAGUUGUUAGUUAAUUAACUCAUCAAUCAUCUAACAGCCAGACUCACCAGGAACUGGUGGUUAGGAGAAUCUCUAUUCCAGGAUCUUCCAAUACUUCCACAGAAUACGAGGGCAUUAAAUUUGCAUUUUCUGAUUUCCUUUGGAAAGCUAAAAUAUUUCAAGGGUACAAGGAAUCUGUGAGAUUUUAGUAGAAUGCCAGCGAGCUAUGCAUUAUCCGAAAGAUAGCUGCUACUUAAAAGAAUGACAGCAAGAUUCUUGCCCUUGUGUCACUCUAAUUAGUUGCAGCAGAGGCUUGUUAUCACAGAACACGCUACGAGGAGCUACGCUGGGGCUUAAGCAAACGAGAGUGUGAACCCUUAUAUUAGCACUGAAUUCAUUUCGGACGGAUGAUGACUUAAUAUGCCUAUCAAGAGUCUAAUGCUUACCAUAUGCUUUUUGAUUACAUUGUGAUAGAAAAUGAAAGUCGUAAGGCUGUCUGAGAUGGCUCAGUUAGUUGUAGAGCAUCAAACUGGUCACUGGGACAAAGGAAUGUAAGCUUUUUGACGUACAUCAGAUCAGAUGUGAUAGAAAAGAGAAAGUUUAAGGUUUUCUGAGACGACCGUCUCAGUUAGACAGUUGCCGAGAGUAUUUAACUGGUCAUUGGGAGCUAAGGAAUGUAAGGCAUCAACAAAAAGAAGCAUAUCAGAAGGAACAUAGAGGGCAGAGUUUAGUGAGUUGCUCAAGUUUGAAAACUUGCCAUAGAGCUCACGUGUAUUCAUCCUAAUCCCUGCUAAUACAACCUAAGCUAAACUCAUAUUGCAAAUCGGCCGAAAUAUUCUAACAUCUCAUGGCAGAAAAAGAUCAAAACAAAGACCCAACGACACAUCCGCGAUGUCUUUGGCAAAAUGUCAUGGCCCCCUCGCCCUUCAGAGCUGAAUGACAGUGCCACAGAUGUCCCUUAAGCGGCUAAGUGCGUUUACUUGACUGCUGACUGGCAGCAGAGAUUCGCCAGAGAGAGCUAGAAUGUUGUCAAAGAGACCAACGCCUCGUUUGCACAUGCAAGACUUAGCUCAUUUGGUGUAACGUUUAGCCAGAGGGAGCGUUAAGCCACCUAGAACAAAUUCUUCUCCCGUAUGCUGCAAAAACUCUCAGACGAUCUCUUUCAGAUGCUUCAGAUGCACAGUUUCCGCCCAAGCACAGACAGCAUCUAUGAGCCGGCUCAGACAGAGAUUGUUCUGUUCAAAGAGGCGUAACAUUGAGUCCGACCAACUACUGCCUUGUGCUUAUUGCCUGUUCAAGCAUGUGUUCCGAGCAAACUUAUCAACAGAAAUGUGGAGGCUACGUCUUGAGAACUGCCCUGAAAUUCCCAGUCCCUUCAUUAAUUAAGACAUGUGUGCCCGGGGAGGUGGGGAGGUGGGGGGACUAAACUAAAGUCUUGGGGAGGCCCUGCUCCGAGGUCUCAAAACCAGAACAUUUUCUUUUUUCUCAACAGGCAUGAAAUGCAUCUUUUAUCUCUUUUGGACCUCUUCACAAACCGAGAUUUCCUUACCUUUCAUAUACUUCGACUAUUGAAAUCCCUACUCUUUUAUAUACCUGAAGCUUGAAGAAGGCACAUUCUGAACAUGGUGUAGUUUUCUAUAUAUCCGGUACGGCCCCUCUUAGGUAUUAACAAAACUCUAUAGAAUUACAUUAUAACAAUCCUGCAGAUUUUUAAAUAAUUUGCAUUUACUAAUCAUAAACCCAAAAGAAUGUAGAGGCCGCAGUCUCUCAGGUAAAUGGUAAAAAGUCUUCCUGAGUAAAUUUAUUGAGCAAGAAAACUUGUAAACUUGGAUCAGAAUUGCUAGGCAAUGCACAACCAAUAUCGUAGAACAAAAUGUGCUCAAAUUUUCAUCGCUACCGAUGUCGUGCAGUUUUUUGGUUUGGUUUGUUUGUUUCUUAGUUUAUUGAGAACUUUUGCAACAAUUUUAAACUUUAAUUGAAAUUUGAAUACUACAACAACUACAACUGGUUUUGUCUACUUCGCGUCGGAGGUCAAGGAAACCCUGCAUGCAAUGAAAACAAACUGGAGAGACUGAAACAUGAUUGGCUGCUUAUAGAAAUUCUUUAUUUUGAUUGGCUGUCGACUCUCUGCUUGAAUGACGUCCAACGUAUCACGCAGGCGCCGUGACUGUGUAACCAGGAUCUUUCCGCAGAUGUAUUUCUUCACAACAAGGCGGCCCUUAACCUUUUGCCAGUUAUUAGAAAUGAGAAUUAUCUGCUAGAAAAUAGUAGAUCUUCCUAGUUUGCAUUGAGUAACCAUCUCAGGAGUUUCAAGGUAGAUGAUAAAAUGGACUUGGAACUUCCUGCUGGCUUCACAGACUUGCUACAAGAAUUUACAGUGCAAGUCUUGCAAGAUAAACCUGACGAUAUUGUGGAGUUCGCUGCCAAUUAUUUCAUGAAACUCAAACUAAAGGAAAAGCGCUCCAAGGACGGAACAAAAAGAAGAGGGAAAGGUGUUAGUUUUCAGAGCGAAGAGGUUAAUGGAGAGGAAAAUUCGGAUGAUGAAGACGAUGAAGAAGAUAUGGGUAAAAAAAUUAUUGGCUGUACAAUAACCCGACAUGCUCAAUUUUGGCUAUCGACUUAAUGUCGAUUUUCCGAAAGAAGUUUAAGAAACCUUUAGGCGUUUAUUUCACGUUAUAGCUUUCACUGUCUGUAACUCCUCCAACUUGGGAUCUCAUUAGUUAUAGUGUGCAGAGCAAUUUGAUGUUAUUGAAAUGUCUCUUCGUGAGCAUAUAAUAAACUCGUUACUACCCAUUUGCAAAGCAUUAAGCCCAUGCACUACUGACUUUUCUUUGCUUUGUCCGUAAAUGUAACCCGCACUUGGGGACAUAAAGCUCAAACUAUGCCCAUUUAUUCAUUGUGCUUGUUGGAAUAUUUCAGAACCGCCAAAAAACCGCUUUGCAAGAAGACAAUCAGGUUAGAAAGUUACUUUAUUUCUGUAUUUAUUAUAAGCUUAAGCUUACCCAAGUUGGUUUUUGUUGUUGUUGUCUUUGUUUUGCUUGACUUCAGGCGUGAAAAACAUGAUUUUAUGCAACCAGCUGUGAUCAUUAAAUCAUAUUUAUCACCCUGCUCAUUACUAACCAACAAGUUUUUGUAGUCAAAAGGUUUUGAUUUCUCAGUUAUUGAAACGAGUGACUAGGGAAUUUGGGACAAAUGAGUUACUUAGCUUUCGUUUUCAAGGGAACAACGUUUCAAUAAGCUUAGAAUUUUUCCACUUUUUAUAGUUUGUGCAGAGCCACUGAACCCGGACUCGGAUGAAGACGACGAAAAUCCGGUUAGUGAUACAUUUCGUUUGUUUUUGAGCUUUACUAGUUUGUUUAUUGGAUGCAUAGAAAUCUACAUAAUUGCGCUUUAGUUGAGCACAAUGUUUGUUUCCGUUACUCAGUUUGCAAAUAACUUAGAUGGCCAGGAGAAUGAAGGUCAAACUAGGGGGCCUUAAAAAUAAAGGAUCUUGGUUAUGAUUGGACUGUACUUGUGUUUCAUUGCAUAGUACAGUAGACUCGUAGAAAUGAAUGAUUUUGUGAAUGAUAAGUGUCCUUGUGCAUGUUGUUCUUGAUAUUGUGCGACCGGUCAGUUAACCUCAGACAAUGCAUUUAAACAACUUCAAGAUAUUUUCAGAAAUUUUAAUGAUAAAAGCAUUCAUUGAUCUUCAUUAUUUCCAAGUUGACAUUUAUUGACCUGUUGAUCCAUCUCCAUUGUCUGUGGUCUGGGAUGUUUAAUGUAAUAGAUUUCUAAUAAUGUAAACUGGCAGAAAAUGAUUACUUUGUGUGGUUUUCUCAACCAAUAAUUUCUCUUUUUUUUUUAGGUUGUGUAUCCCAAAUCAGAUGAACAGCGUAAGCGGCUGAAUGAUGCUAUCAAGAAUAUCCUCCUUUUCAAGAAUGUUGAACCUGUAAGUCAUAAACAGAUAGUAGAAAUCCAGCCUUGUUUUUGCUGAAGAGAUAGCUGGUACUGAGACUAGUAAGUAGGGCUAUUCACAUGGUACCAGAAUGACUUCCAUUUCGGAAUAAGACUAGUUAGUGUUGUUUCACAAUGAAGGUUGUUGUACAUUCACAUGGCAAAUUCCUAUUUGACCCUUUUCGUAUAAAAUAAUUUCCUUGCCCUUACUGUCUUAUCUUGAAAACCAUAGUGCCACUCAUCCAGGUUUGUGAUUUUUAUUGUGGACUGUGAAGCUUAUUUUCAGUUUACAUAAAUGAUACCAGCAUAAAUAAUUGUUGUACAUACCACUACAAGAAUUUCAUUCAGUUGAAAACAAGAAUAAAAAAGAUAAAUAAAAGACAUGAAUAAAAUUAUUCUUUGAUAGAAUUGAAAGCUUGUGUAUAAAAAGUUUUUCUAUCCUAGGAAUUGAAUCUUUGUUUACUCUAAAGAAUAAACUCAUUCCAGAAUGACAUGUACAGCAGUAACGUUUCAUCUUAGUAUUAUGUAAACAGAUACAGAGAAAUUAGGGAAAGAAAUUGUUCCAGAAUGACAGUCAACAGGCGUAAUUUUUCUUACAACUUGUCUUGCAUUUUUGUAGCAACAAAAGCUGAAACAAAAAUUGCAUGAUAUAAUCUCACCACUUGAAACAUGUUUGAUGCAGCAGCGCUUUGCAAAAAGGGGAAUCAAGAUAGUGCUUAUGCUUUGUAUUGCAGUUGCUGCAACAUAACUGGUCAUUAUUGUGCUUGUGAAACUAGGCAAUGUUUGUGCAAGUUGCCUUGUAGCAGCUCAAAAAAAUAGUGCUCAACUCAUAUAUUACUCAGAAUCAAAGUAGUGGCAAGGUAGAGCUGCUUAGUGCACAAAGAACUUGUAUUGACUUUAAGUUUGAUACAUGUACAUAGAAAGAAUUGCAUUUCAUUGUUGAUCCUUGAUUCUUAACCCUUUUUGUUUUCGUGCUUUAUAACACUGUGAAACAUUUGAACCCAGGAGUCAAUUCAUAAGUAGGUUGAGUAUAAUCUUGUGGGUGAAUGUAGUCCUGAAUAGGACUAUUGUUGACAGUGAUUGACAUUUCAACAACCUGUGAGGUAGUCAUCUUCAGAGCAAGGUUUUAGCCAGAAGGGUGUCCAGCUGUCAUAUGGAUACCCAUUUUGGAAGAAAUAUGAGGAACGUUCCUUUCAUCUCUAAUAAUGUUAUGAGAAAACAUGCCUUCUGGACAGCCAGUUUUCAAUGUCUGGCUGAAAGCCUGCUUCAGAGUCAAAGUGAGUCGUAUCAUGUCAGUUGAUGGUAUGUAACUCUGGUUAUUGACCUGAUUGGUCUAUUAAGUUGCGAUUUUGUUGGUUUUUUGUCAGUUAAGCCGCACAAUGUUAUCACUACUUCAAGAGAAUCACUGGACAACUGAAAAUUGACUAACAUUAAACAACUGUUUAACUGUGAGCAUAGAUGGAUUGAAUUGCACCAAUGACAUUACGAGUCUUCAUAGCCAGACAACUGACAGAUGACCAAUAACAUUAGCCUUAAUUGACCAAUCAGGUCAAUAGCCAGAGUUUAGUACCAUCAACUGACAUGAUACAACUCACUUUGACUCUGAAGAUGACUACCUCAAAAAGUUGUCAAAACAUCAGUCACUGUCACCAACAGUCCUAUUCAGGACUAUGUUCACACAGACAAUCGCACUCAACCUACUUUAUAGCACCAGUAGAAAACGUUUUCUAUGUUUGUGUGGCCUGAUAUAAAAAAUGAGAGGUUGUUGAGAGAAUGAAGUUAAGUGUUUUGCAUAGCUUUCAAUAAUUCUCCCAAACCCUUGAGCAUUAAAAUCAUGCUGUGCAAAUUCUCUCUAGGGGCCAAGUGUUGUUCAUGUUACAGGUCAAAAUAAAAUUCAGGUUAAAAUUGUUUAACCGAGGUUGAUUAUUAAUUUUCUGUUGCCUCAUAUCCUAGCCCUAAUUAUUCGUGAAUCAGGAAAUUGAGAGUCAACCUAGGUUAAAAAAUUUUAAGCUGAAUGUAAUUUUGACCUUAACAUACACAAAGGUUUUGUAUGGAUAAUUAGUUCUUGUUUUUGCUUAAAUUGUCAGCUGAAGUAAAAGAAACUUUUGUAUGCCAUGCUUGUACAGAAUUUGCAAGUUUAAAAACUAGAAGUUAUAAUUUUUAAAGUAACCUUUCAGGGUCUUAGGCUCAAAACUUUCGUCAACAUAGUGGUUGCAUGAUCAAUGCAUUGACAAGAAAACAUAAUAAAUAUACUCUUGUGUAAACAAACUUCUCAGCUAAUCACAGUGCGCAUACUAUGUUAGUUAUUUUAAAAAUAUUUAUCUUUAGGAACAAUUAAAUCAAGUUCUUGAUGCCAUGUUUGAGAAGAAAGUACAGCCUGGGGAGCAUGUCAUAGAUCAAGGAGAUGAUGGUGACAACUUCUAUGUCAUAGAUAGAGGUGUAUAUGACAUCUAUGUGAAAAUUGAUGGCCAAGACAAACUGGUAAUUUUAGAAAAAAGUUUAUUUUGUUAAACAUAGGAAAUUGCUGCACUCUUCUUAAUGGUGUUUCUGUGUUUCAAGGUUCAUUUCUUCCCGUACGAUACAGAAGACGUUAAAACAGCGCUGCUUUAGCGACUUAUUAGCGCUGCAACGGGCGCUGCAGAAAGGUUGCACGAACGCUGUUUUCCGUUCGCUGCAGCAGUGCAUUUUUGUGACUGCGUUAACGCUGCGGUAGCGACACUGAGAGCUGCAGAAGCGCUGCCGUAAAGAUGCAAAAAAAUAGCCACACGAGGCCAUACGGUCGAUAAACAGCUUUUAGGCAGCGCUGUGUAGCGUUAGUGAAGCGCUGCAAAGAACAGUUGUACAAAAAAAAGAAAUGUAGACUUCAACAAUACAAUAAUCAUGAGACAUGGUUAAGGAGUUGACAAGAGGCCUUAUAGUAGCGGAGUAAAAACCACAAGAAAGACAAAAUGCAACUGAUACUUUAUUAAUAUCCAAGCGUACACGUUACAAAAGCAGGUGACAUAUAAAAAAUCUACAACAGUCUCGCUUUGUGAAUAUUCAGCAAUCACGGUCACUCAUCUAAAUAUAAGAACAUCCAUUAACCAUGCCGACAUUGAAGUUUAUCUUUUUUGAAAAUAAAGAGAAUAAGAGUGAUUGUUCUACAUAAAGUUUGCACGGACAGCAGCCAAAUGAUGUUUUGAUUCGUUGCAACAGGUUAAGCCUAACAUCACUCACCUUGACGUUUUGUCCAUGAUCCACGAUCUGCCGUCACUGUUUUCAUGAAAGAAAUCAACCCAAUUUUACUUUGGUCGUCGUUAAAUUUUACAACAGACUAAGGAACGUACAUCAUCGUGAACGUUUGAAUCUUGUAAAUACAUGCGUACCCCAGCUGAGAUUCUUGUAUCUGUGUUGCUUGCUCUGGUUCGAUUCGUCGGUACUUCGCGUAGAAUUCACUAAACAGUUUCGUUGUUUACAAAUACCUUUGAGCUGUUCCAUCCAAAAACAUUAACAGAACUUCCACCUCGAAACAGAACUAGAUGCUAAAAACUUACAAUGUAUGAAUGUUUGCGCCUUUCAUUCAACGGUCGCAAAUGUUUGUCUAGCGAUGUAAUGCGAUCUCAUGCAAAAGUGCCGACCAAUUAGAUUACAGCCUGGAAUGUCUCCAGGGAAUUAGCAAUAACAUUCCCACACUCGCCAGUCACAGAAUAAAAUUUAUUGAAAUCUUUAUUCCAAAAGCAUAGAAUUUGGAGGUUUAUUCAAUAAGUGAUCUUCCCUGCACACAAGCUUACUCACAUUUCUUAGAGGUACAGUCAAAGUUUUCUCGUUGUGAAAGCGGUAAUCUGUGGCAAAAGGCUUUUCUGGCGAUUCAUGUUAUGAGCGCUCAAGAACGUUGUGCUAUCAGAUCGAGCGCGGCUGAAUUGUAGCGUUACUGCAGCUAUUGAAAGUCGGCAACUGCGCUGCAAAACUGCUGCCGAGAGCUUCAAAGGCUGCACCAGCGCUUUUGCAGCCCGCUGCAACUUGAAUUAAUCUGUUGUUUGGCUUCUAAAAUGCUGCUAAACAGCUGCAAUUUAGCUGUACAGCUAUUUUUAAGAGAUUUUGAAGCGAUUUUGUGGCGCCGUACAGCGCUGCAAGUUUCGUACGGGUUUGCUCUCCAGGGUUUUAAUUUUGAAGAUCUUUAAGUCCUUAUUUGGUAUCUGCAGCGUUGUGCAGCGAUAAUGCAGCCUCAAGCGUCGCUUGUAUUCAGGUUGUCAUAUGGAGUGGUUUCAAUGUUUAUAUCUAAGUCUCAUUGCAGCUUUUAAGCAGCGGCCCGCAGCGCUGCUUUACCGCUGCUAUACCGUGGCAAAAUGUUGCAGCGCUUUCGCAGUGCACGAAAUGUGACGUUCUCUGCUUUAGCGAAUCUCGAGCACUGCUUUACAGACGCUUAAGCGCUGUGCAACCAUAAAAGUGAACUGCUGCAGCGCUGCGGCAGCGUUGCGUCGUUCGUACGGGUUGUCAUCGUAAUUAUGAUCAAUGGCAGCGAAUAACGUAAUUGUCAAGGCGCCUUUUGUACUUCAGAGUUUGCUGGUUUUUGAAAAGUGCAGUGAUUAACGUUUUCUUUAACUGUUGUUCUCAUUAGGUAGGAGCUUACAAUGAGAAAGGUAGCUUUGGUGAACUGGCAUUAAUGUACAACACUCCAAGGUAUUAAGAUAAUUAUUUAUUUGAAUAAACAUGACAGCAAGUUCUUUGUUUUGUUAACAAGUUAAAAAAACUUGUGAAUUUAUUUAUUGUAGGGCAGCAACCAUUAUUGCAACAUCUGAAGGAAUACUUUGGGCUCUGGUAAGAAGCUGAAAUAUUAAUUAGUUUAUACUAAUAUCAAUCAAUUUUUUUGUGAAGGAUAAGGCAAUAGAUUUUUUUUUGGAAAUCAUAAAGUGUAGGGUUUUGUUGGUGACUCAUACACAUUGUAUUUGGUAAUGUUUUGAAGAAACAGCUGUCUUGUUCAGGGUUUUCACUAAGAUUUCAAGUUGCUGGGUAAAUACAACAAGUAGGCAGGGAAUCAAACGGCUAGGGAUUUUGUUUGGUUCUAUUUUUCUUCUAUUUUCCAAUAAAAGUAGCCGGGGGCCACUCUCUUAGUAGCUGGGGAAAAUCCCCGGCCCCUUUUUGGAAAUCAUAAAGUGUAGGGUUUUGUUGGUGACUCAUACACAUUGUAUUUGGUAAUGUUUUGAAGAAACAGCUGUCUUGUUCAGGGUUUUCACUAAGAUUUCAAGUUGCUGGGUAAAUACAACAAGUAGGCAGGGAAUCAAACGGCUAGGGAUUUUGUUUGGUUCUAUUUUUCUUCUAUUUUCCAAUAAAAGUAGCCGGGGGCCACUCUCUUAGUAGCUGGGGAAAAUCCCCGGCCCCUGGCUCUUAAUGACAACCCUGCUUGUUUCAGUGUUCCAGAUAAGAGAUGGGUCUCGGGUAAAUAACCCAACAAAGAAGGCUUGCUGACCCCACAUAUGAAAGAUAUAUUUAAUAAGCUAAUUAUAACGAAAAAAUUGGUUGUGGUUUGGGUGACCCGUCAGAUGGUCUACAUGAUCUCCUGCUUGAAAUAAUUAACUGGAAUGCUGUGUUUUACAGGACAGAGUUACAUUUAGAAGGAUACUGUUAAAGGCUGCAGCCAAAAAGGUAGGUACAACUUGAGGUGCUAAAUUUUGCACCACAUGUAAAUUUUGUUUGUUAGGCAAUGCAUUAGGUCAUGAUAGCGGGAAAUAGGUCUGUUUGCACAUUAACACCGCAGUGGCCAGUGAGUGUCCAGGUCGAUCCCUUGUCAACAGUUUAUUCUGUUGUCAUCAUCUAUAUAAAUAUUAGGACAUUUAGAUUUAAGGACAAGAACGACUAUGAGUAUGACUACUACGAUUUGAUUUAAAGUUUUUUUUUUUUCGCACAUUGUCAAAAAAAGACACCCAAAAUGCUUCUAUCAUUGAACUGUUUUUGACCAAUAAAGUUAGAUCAACUGUUAUCCUCUUAGUAUUAGUAGUAUUAGUCUUCUUCUAUAUAAUUAUUGGAGACAACAUUUAUGUUUAACUUCUGCAGAAGCUAAGAUCCUUUGAACUUUACCUGAAUAAGUGCAAUUAUUCAGUGUACUGUUCAGCCUAAAAGAAAAUCCAAAGUCAAUUUAAAAUUGACAAGAAAAUUCCAAUGGAAAUAUUGUUUCGUUGCUCAUGAACCCUUGUUUCCUUUCAGAAAAAAAACAAUUUUGUGACCAUCAGCAUUUUUGCCAAAACUUAGGUUCAGCUCAUGACGAGUUUGGCAUCUGACCUGUGCCAAACACUCUUCAUCCCUAGGAAAUCUGUUAAAUAAAAUAACAUAUUCCAUGCCGCCGUGCAACUGUUCAGUAUUAGAUCACAGAUGAUAACAAAUGUCGAAAAACCAAGAACACAAGCCACAGGCAGGUUUUUACCACAUUUUGACAUCUUCUGUAAUCUGUUACUGAACAGACACAGGGCAACAUGGAAUCUACUCAUUUUCUACUAUGAACAGGGAAGAAAAACUGACAUACUUGCCUCAUACUUCUUGACUAUUCGAGGAUUUGCUUUAGUUUGAGCAUUUUAAAGUCACAAACUCUACUUUUCAUCCUUACAUCUUCUUUUCUUCUUUAUUAUACUGUAAACAGUUUGCCUGGGAAGUUUUUCAUUGCCUUCACAGUUUCAAAACUGUGGGUCUCUCAUACCAAUGACACACAAUGGCAACUGUCAUAAAGAUCUGUUUCAGUUUAGGCAUUUUCAAGUCGUCAAGAACUCUGUUUCUCUUGGUUUCUCCAUUGUUCCUCUUUGUAACUAGCUUCUGCAAACCCUUUUUGGAGGCUUUCACUUGCUUACACUGAAAUAGUCUUGCAAACAUUUUAAAACCGCACACCAUGUUAAACAAAACAAAGAAAAGCAACUUCCCGUGACAUCAUCCAUUUGUCUGUACUCUGACGAAUAGAUUAUGAGAUCAUGGGCAAUGACCAAUCACAGUGCGAAUAAUAUUCACCACAUAAUUUGUGUAGUUGAAAUUAUCCAAAAGUGAUUAUGCAUUACAUAUUGAUAAUGGUUAUUAUUAAUAGGUGUGUAAUGUCAAGUUCCAUGCUUUUAUUGAUAAUUAUGUUGUUUUGUUUUCAGAGAAAGGCUCAUGAGGCUUUACUGGAAAAUGUUCCCAUGCUAAAGGAGAUUACAGUACGGUGCCUGUUCUGUUGCUUUCCCUAAACAAUAAUAUUUCAUGUCAACUGUAACCCACUACAUAGACUGAACAUUUAAUUUGAUUGUUUUUGUAUAGGAUUUUAAAAUAUUUUUGUUUACUCUCUGUCUGCUUAAUUGUAUUUAUGUUACAGGACUAUGAGCGCAUGAACCUAGCUGAUGCAUUAAUGUCCAAAAAAUUCAAAGAUGGAGAUUGUGUUAUAAACCAGGUGAAUGUUGUUGAUUACAAACAUUUUAGAAAGAGUUGAAAACAACUAUUGAACAAAGUUUGUGUGAUCAAUGGCAGAGUGAUGAGCUCGAGAACAGUAAAAAAUGCAAAUUCUUAGCUUAAAUUAAUGAGCAUCACAUCACCCUCCACAUGUUGCCAUCUUUACAUUUUUUAAACAUGCUGUUAUGUUUGAGAGUCCUGACAGUAGAAAUUGGUUAUUAGAGAGUUUUAGAUCCGAGUUUACUGUGAACCUCUAACCACUGGAGGUCAUGUGACAAGUCUUUUGCGUCACGUUUGAGGUUUAUGACGUGUGUUUUAAACGUGGGGAGGUAGGUUUUCACGUAGGUCAUUUACGUGAAAGCUUUUACUGUAUAAUUCUUGUUUUAUCUCACGUGAUGAUACAAAAAUCAUGUGGAGCAAGUCUUUAUCCAUUAACAGAGGCACAAAUUCGGGCGAAAUGCUAAUUUUGAUAAAUCCUAUUGGAUCUUGAAAAGAAGUGCCAUUCAUGGCUGCUGAUUCAAAAUGGCGGCCGUAAAUUUGCAACAAGAACUAAUGUAAGAAUUUACAGCUCUUUGCUGCUAGAUAACCCAGUGUUACCGCAGGGUGCAAAGAAAGUCAGUUUUACAGCCUGCCAUUCGGGCAAGCUGUAAAUAGCAUGUACUAGCCCACAAGUCAUUUCAACUAGCCCCAAAACCCUUUUUGCUUGGCAGGAUUGAUAACAAUCCUUCUGUAAUUUGAAUUUCCCCAAAAAACAGCACUUACCCAUCAGGUAAGUUAAGAACAAAAAACACUAGCCCGAUAGCAAAAUCCACUAGCCCCGGGCUGUCGGACACGACUUUCUUUGCACGCUGUACUGUAAGUUUCUUUUAUUUUCACUGAUUGAUAUUUCUUCUAUUUCUAAAUGGAAAAAUAAACCCGAAUCCACUCUAAAUCGAAUUAUGUUUGAAUGUUGAACUGCAAACGGGUAACCUCAAACCGCGGUUAGAGGUUCGCGGUAAACUCGGAUCUAAAACUCUCUAUUGACACAUAUUUUUUACUUCUGGGGUGUGCAUGUAAUUUUCUCACGAACUGUCAGAAAACGUGUAAGAAGUGUAAAAAUUUAGAGGUAAUGGUAGUGCAGGGUCUCGAUGACUUUUUCCAUAAGCAGUUGCAGCUGGUGGAAAAGGCAGCUGUGACCAGCACAGCCCAGUUGCCCCUGAAAUCUGAGAAGACAGCAGAUAGAAGUCCUAUAGGUGGGGUUAGACAAUCAAUAUCUGGCUUUUAUUGAAACCCUGGUAAACGGAGGUUCCAAACUAGGUUUUACAAAGGAAAAAACUCGGAAAAAAAAUCUAUAUAUUUGCAGGGAGAUGAUGCAGACUGCAUGUACUUUGUGGAAAGUGGCAUGGCAUCAGUCAGAAUACACAAUCAAGUAAGUUUUACAACAUAAUAAAGGAAACAAACUGCUUUAUUACCAUCGAAGAUUGGAGGAUGCUUGUGCACCAACAUGCAUGAAGCAUUUGACCCGAUAAUCUUGAAAAACACUAGAAGUAUUUCUAGUAUACAGUGGAACCAGCUGUUUAUACAGUCACCAUGGGCCAAAAAAAUUUGACCGUAUUAAAGGGUGACGUUAUUUAACAAGGUUUUUUUACAAGAAAAUGAAUGGCCGUUUUGGUGGGUGGCCAAAAAAAGUGGCUGUAAUGGUGAAGUGACUGUAUUACCAAGGUGGUUGUAAGGUGGGGUUCCACUGUACACACAGUCAAAACAAGACAAAAAUUAGAAACAAAAAAUUAUGUUGAGUCUUAAGCUUUGAAUUUCUUCAAGAGUUACUGAUUACAGUACUUCAUCUAAUAAACCAGACACCUUGAAGUCUAUCUGAAAAAUCUAGUUUAGGCUGCACCUUGGUCUCUGAGCUUACAUUUCAGUGUCUGCAUAAUCAGCCAGUGGAAAAACUGUCUCUGAUGAAAUUACAAAUGAGAUUUUGCAUGAAAACAUGAUAUCUUCACAGGCAACAACAUGUUAUCUUCAGAAGUUAAAAGGUUACUGUUGCUGUAGUUACACUAUAAAUUGGCCCUUUUGCAGCAAUAAAAAGUGAAUGGUUUGUUAUUUCAUUGUUGUUCAUAAUAAUGCCACUGAAAUCACUCAACUGUUUUCUAACGAUUAUCUGCAUUUGAAUUAUUUUGAAUAGCUCACUUGAUCAUUUUGAGCAACUCAUGGAGUCGUGGGACUUCCCCUAAGUUUCAAGAAACUCAGUAAUGAGGGAUCUUGUUUCUUGUUUGCUCUACCCCUGCCACCACUCAAUGUAUCAUUAAUAAGUGACCUUGUAUAUUUUCCAGUUGAUUUCCCAUGCCGAAGAAUUCGUGACUCGUUUGAACUGUUGUUAUAGUUUUUCUAUAAUGGAUAGUCACAUGGUCAAACAAGGAGCUCAGAAUGGUCAUGUGAGCUUAAUUGAAUAUUCUAAUGCAUAAGGUUAUUACUUUUUUUGGAGUGCCAACAGUUAGUGAUUUGGGUAGUAAAUAGAACGUUAUAGGCCUCGUGGAGAUACAAAGUUCCUAAUUUCUUGUGUUGAAAAGUAUUUCACUUGUUUCCUGUGCUCCCCUGCAAAAUUGUUCAAGAAUGGAAGAGAAAUUUCGUAUCUCUGCUUUCUUAUGCAUUUUCUUCUCAUUUUUGUGUCCUAAUUUUAACACUUAACCAGUAGUGACACUGCUUACAGUAUCCUUCUUUUUGUGUAAGGAUGACCCAACAGAAGAAGUUGAGUUGACGCAGUGCACAAAAGGAGGAUAUUUUGGUGAGCUGGCUCUGGUCACCCACAAGCCACGAGCCGCCUCUGUUUAUGCAGUUGGAGAUCUGGUCUGUGCAGGUAAAGAAAGUGCAAAUUUUGUAGACACUAAUUGGUCUCUUCCGCCCUAACCUACAAAAACAUCCAUUUCUCCUCGAUAAUGGCCACCCCAAAAGUUCUUCCUUCCCCACCACUGAUAACAAUGUUGGGUGUUAAGAAUCCUGCACGUGUCAGACCUUGUCCCAUGCUGUAGGUUAUGAAAGGUCCUUCAGUUGUAAUUAAAAGAGGCAGAUUCACGUCUGUAAAUUAUGUUAAGCCACCCUGGUGAAAACAGACUUUCCCCUAAAGCUUUGCUUUAACGGAUUGUUGUUCUCUCUUCGCAUGUUGUGAAGCUGGUUGAAAAGAGUAAGGUCUUUUUCAGCCAAUGAAAUAGCCGGGAGCUGACUCUUAGCGAAAUCCCCGGUUCAAGAUCGUGAAACACUUUUGUUAUUCUCAAGUUUCUAGCUAAUGAAAUUCUUGUUUGUUUCUUUUUUUUAGUUCUUGAUGUUCAUGCCUUUGAGCGGCUCCUUGGCCCAUGCAUGGACAUUAUGAAAAGAAACAUAGAUGGUUAUGAAGAACAACUUAAAAAACUUGGCGUUGGAAAUACAGAACUGCGAUAAAGUUCAUCGCAGAAAAUCUUCGAAGUUAGGACUGUUGAUAGAUGGUCUAUUUUUAGACGUUGAACAAAAUGUUUUAUCACUUUCCGACAAUUCAAAUUUGCCAACAUAUUGUUUUAGAGUUUACACAAAAGGAGAAAUUGCUACAUCUUUCAUUGAUUCCGUUGUUAUUUAUAAACAGAUUUGAGCUUAACGUAGUGUUUGUGCCAAGAAAUUGUUAUAAUUUAUUGUUUAAUGAAUCAUUUUCAUACAGGAGAAAUAAAAACUUAUGGAAAAUGUUUAUUACAAUAUUCUGACUUCAACUGUAAAUAA
Messenger RNA from Porites lobata, 18850 nucleotides. Lineage: Eukaryota; Metazoa; Cnidaria; Anthozoa; Scleractinia; Poritidae. The record is from the annotation of a GenBank genome assembly.